CCCAGUGUUCACGCCAUAAAAGCCAUCUCUCUCUCUCUCUCUCUCUCUCUCUCUCUCUAACAUUGUGUAAGCAAUUCUAAAACAAAAUCACACGAACCAGACCACCAUUACAUAGAUCUCUUCGCUCUUUCAUACGUUUCGCACUUCCCCAUUCUUGUAUUCUUUGUCGCCUAUAUUUACUCCCACACUCCUGGAUUCAUUUCUAUAUAUCUUUCUCUAUCAGAUACAGACACACCAAGUGCAAAGUCCUUUUCUCAAUUAAUCAAUAAAAGUAUCGGGUCAAAUAUCAGCUGCGAUAUCACUAGUUAUUGUUGUUGGAUGCUCUCUUUUUCUCACCAGUUCAUGGGUGCAAGAAGGCUCUUAAAGGACUUUAUGAGCCAUAAAGCAACAUACCCACAACCAAAAUCUCAUAGUUUUGUGUUAUAAGAUACAAAUUUUGAUUUUUAUUAUUAUUAUUAUCAAUGGAGGAAGGAAAAGAUCCUCCUACAACAGUUAUAAGUAGGUCAAACCAAUCUAGGGCUUUACCACAAAGACUUGUUCAAUUACUUGCUUUAUUUCUACUUUUAUGUUUUGCCAUAUCAUUAUUUAGUAUAUAUAUGAUCCGUAAAACCGGAGUAGUAACAACAGUGACAUCAGCAAUCCCCAUGUUGCAACCAUGUAUACAAGUACAACCAAAGAACAAUCUUGACCAUUGGAUCACACCUCCUUCGAAUCUUGUCCACACAAUGAGUGAUAAAGAGCUAUUUUGGAGAGCUUCAUUUGUUCCACAGUUAAAAAAGUAUCCAUUUGCAAGAGUCCCAAAGAUUGCCUUUAUGUUCUUGACUAAAGGCCCAUUACCAUUGGCUCCUUUGUGGGAGAGGUUCUUUAAGGGGCACAACAGUCUUUAUUCUAUUUACAUUCAUUCACUUCCAUCAUUUCAAGCUCGUUUUCCAUCAACAUCUGUUUUUUAUCAGAGACAGAUACCAAGUCAGAUAGCGGAAUGGGGUAGAAUGAGCAUGUGUGAUGCAGAAAGGAGACUCCUAGCCAACGCACUUCUGGACAUCUCAAACGAAUACUUCAUUCUUGUAUCGGAAUCAUGCAUUCCACUCUACAACUUCACCAUAACAUAUCGUUACAUAACACGAUCCAAAUACAGUUUCAUGGGCGCCUUUGAUGACCCGGGCCCAUUCGGGCGGGGCCGCUACAACCCCAACAUGCUGCCCGAAGUCAACAUUUCCCAAUGGAGAAAAGGCUCUCAAUGGUUUGAAGUCAACCGAAAACUCGCAUCCAUUAUCAUAUCCGAUGUCACAUUUUACCCAAAAUUCCUCCAGUUUUGUAGGCCGGCUUGUUAUGUUGAUGAGCAUUAUUUUCCAACUUUGUUAACAAUCCAAGCACCGAAACUCCUUGCAAACAGGAGUUUGACUUGGGUUGACUGGUCCAGGGGUGGGCCCCACCCUGCGACUUUUGGGGCGAUGGAUAUUAAUGAGGAAUUUAUGAAGAAACUUCAUGAAGGUCGGGAAUGUGUUUAUAAUGAUAAGCCGUCUUUGAUGUGUUAUAUGUUUGCAAGGAAAUUUGCUCCAAGUACUUUGGAAAGGCUGCUUCGUUUUGCAUCUGAAUUUUUGGGGUAUUGAUUUGAUUGGAAUUGGAAUUGGAAAGUUUUAAGACAGUUUUGUGGGAUAUAUCAUCAUAUAUAGAUUAUGAAAUGAAUAGUUUCUUUUCUUGCCUA
Lactuca sativa (garden lettuce) is the source of this 1705-nucleotide messenger RNA. Its product is annotated as glycosyltransferase BC10. Gene Ontology annotation, molecular function: glycosyltransferase activity. The record is from RefSeq and is a predicted model, not a curated record. Lineage: Eukaryota; Viridiplantae; Streptophyta; Magnoliopsida; Asterales; Asteraceae. Gene Ontology annotation, cellular component: membrane.